AAGAUUGGCGAUCCGUUGGAUACCGACCGAGUUAUAGGCAAAAGUUGGUGCAAAAAUGAGAAAAUUUUUACAUUUUCUCAAACAGGGUAAGGAACUUGGUUCCCUGAAUAACUUCUGGCACAGACAUCUGAGGGCAUGGCCGUCCAAGAAGAAAAUGUAGCCAGUGAUGCCAUCUAUCGACCACAAGUUAAAGAUUGGCGAUCCGUUGGAUACCGACCGAGUUAUAGGCAAAAGUUGGUGCAAAAAUGAAAAAAAUUUUACAUUUUCUCAAACAGGAUAAGGAAUUUGGUUCCCUGAAUAACUUCUGGCACAGACAUCUGAGGGCAUGGCCGUCCAAGAAGAAAUUGUAGCCAUUGAUGCCAUCUAUCGACCACAGGUUAAAGAUUGGCGAUCCGUUGGAUACCGACCGAGUUAUAAGCAAAAGUUGGUGCAAAAAUGAGAAAAAUUUUACAUUUUCUCAAACAGGGUAAGGAACUUGGUUCCUCGAAUAACUUCUGGCACAGGCAUCUGAGGGCAUGGUGAAAAAUAGUAUUUACAUUCACAAUAAUUAUCUACAACACGUACGUACUUUGAAAAAUAAAAAGUCGCUCGAUUAUUUUAAACUUUACAAUAUUUAAGCACACUCAACCGAUCUAAUUUUUCAAUUUGUAAUUGUUCGUCUUGUUAUUGCCAGCAAAAUCGAGCUAGUCUAGCUGUAUGGCGUCAAGUCGCUUUUCGAAUAGCGUUUUUUUGAUGAAAAUACACGUAUUUUUGGAAAUUUUUCUGAACCGCGUUCGCAAACACAAUGGCCAGGCGUUUAGUGACGGGGUGAGGUAUUGCGCCCCAGUAUACCUUAUGUGAUGGUGUUUGUUUAUGUUUGGACAUUGAUCAGCUGUCAUUAAAUACAUGUCAGUGGUUGUGUUCUGCCGGGUGCGAAAACAGCAACCUAUUAAUUAGAUUAACUGUGCUCGGAACAACCACACAGUUUGAGGAAAAACAAAGCAUCUACUGAAAAUUCUUUACUGCACGGAAUGACAGAUAGCAAACGUCAAACCGCACCAUAGAAACGGAAUCUUUACACCAUCGCAAAACCCGGAACGUAUCAGUAGUGUGGAGUGUGUUGUUAAAAUUGUUUAUCAUAAUUUGCCUUUCGGUAUAAACUUAAGAAUUAAAUGAGUGUACACAUAUUCCCGUCAGCGCUUAACAAGGGUACACACGAGCUGUGGAAAUGGUGUUGCUUCAGCUACGUUCCUUUCGCUCCUGGCUGGUGUCUAGCGACCGCAGCCCGCGCGACACAUUGAAUAGCAUCUUCUGGUUAAGCUGUGCUUUGGGAAUCAUUUUCCUACAGUUCCGGCGGCUGGUUGAGAGACUGUUGCGUUUGGGGCGUGUGAAAAGCCGUCAACAUGGACCGAUCGUGCAGCACCUGUGGAACAUUUGCUUUUACACGAGCGCUACCAUUUUUCUGCUGCUCUACCAAAUGCUGUUGAUCCGACCGGAGGUGGUACGGGAGAGUGGCAAAUACUUUCCGCAGUACAACAAUGCCAUCUUUGCCAGCGCCUGCGAUCCGGCCAAGUUUGAAAUCAUCACGGUCGUGCUCGUAUCGUUCCGGGUGCUCGGUACCGUUUCGAAGCUGUCCAGCGCUGACUACUCGGUAGCGUUCUCUAGCGCCCUGUGCUCAUCAUUGCUGUUGUGUUGCUUCGUGCUACGACUAGAAAACUACAGCAUCCUGCUCAACCUAUAUUUGGCGAUCUACAACACGUUUGAGGAAACGUUUCAACUGUACGCUUCUCAAACGGACCAAAAGCACAACGUCAAGCUGACAAUUCUCGUCCUGCUCAUGUGUGGCACCUGGAUUUAUUUAUUUUUGAACCUUUUACCUUUCGAGUUCCUGAUACCGACUCUCUAUGCUCGCCGUGAGUUGUUUCCCCUCAAGCUGUGCUUUUGGCUAUGGUACUGCUCGUGCGUUUGGAACUCGCCGCUGCUGAAGCUUCUCUACCAUAAAAUCUACCAUCCACACCCGAACGACUGUGCUGGAGGUGGUUCGGCCGUACGAUGUAUUCUAUCAAACGACUGGCAAAGUUUUCGACAUUUCCGUAACCUGGAACAUGCCUACCUCGACCUGAUGCUGCAUCAAAGCCGUGCAAACACACACUGUGCACCAACGAAUGAAAAAGCCACAUUGACCGCCUUCCAGACGAUUAAAUGUGUUGUUUCCUUAAAGCGAAAGCUGAAACGUUUGCGUGAGAACAAGGAGCAGUUGGACAAGUAUAAAUAAUGGUUAACACCUGAACGCAGGAUCUAAAUUAAUCAAUCAACAUGUGAUCUCGACUGGAUGAAACUAUGACUUUCUUUCUCUCUCUCUCUCUCUAUCUCUGUUUCUUUCUGUUUCUAUCCGUCUCCACUAAUUCCUCUAUCCUUAUCCGUAUCUAUCCACUAAACCAAUGGUCUCCAACCUGUGGUCCGCGGACCAGUUGUGAUCCGUCGCAUAAAUAAAAAUGGUUCGCGGAAGAAGUUUUCUAGUCGUUGAACCGAUUUGUUAAUGUUUUCUUAUAAAAAAAACACAUCUUCUUGAAAGCGGCAUACAUUACGAGUCACUUCAUACACGGCACGUGUGGUUCAACAUGAUCUUGAACGGAAUUUGGUCCGCGGCACUAAAAAGGUUGGAGAGCACUGCACUAAAACCACAAUAUCCAUUCCUUGUUGCGCGCACAAGCAAAUAAUCAUCGAAUAACGCGAAUAACGAAGGUAUAGAAACGACGCGAAGCAUCAUUAAUUGAUAGUUACUAGCAAACGGAGGAAGGAAGCGAGAAUACGUAGGUUACGAAAACACAUUUUCUAAGAGAAUAGAGAACAUCACUAGCUGUACAAAGUUCACGUACACUGCGCCACAGCGAUGGUGGCGUAUUAACUUAUAGGUUUGAAUAUAAGAAACGGUUUGCAUCAAA
Messenger RNA from Anopheles funestus (African malaria mosquito), 2924 nucleotides. RefSeq lists its product as uncharacterized. The transcript is spliced from 5 exons. Bases 1208 to 2254 code for a protein of 348 amino acids. NCBI's taxonomy places the organism in Eukaryota, Metazoa, Arthropoda, Insecta, Diptera, Culicidae. The record is from RefSeq and is a predicted model, not a curated record.